AUGCGUUCCCUGUUGCUCUCGCCCUUUUGGCCUUCCUGGCUGUUGGUUUCGUGGCAGCUCGUCCUGCCGAGGAUGAGGAGUCCUCCGCUGUGGUUGAUAAUGCCGCCGAGGAUUCGACCAGCAAUGAUGCCGAGAACACCGCAUCCAACGCUGAGGAGAGUGCUAAUGAAACUGCUGCUGCUGAGGAAGCUGGAGCAUCUGCUGCUGAAGAAUCUGCUGCUGGAGAAUCUGUUGCUCAAGAGUCUACUGUUGGAGAAUCUGCUGCUAAAGAAUCUGCAUCUGAAAAAUCUGCUGCUGAAGAAUCCAGUGAUGAUGAGGAGGCAACCAGUGAUGAUGAGGAGACAACCACCGCUAAACCCAUCAAGAUUCGUCCCUUUUGGCCAAGGUUCGGAGGCCACGGACCAGUUGUGAUCCAUCGUCUUCACAGAUACUAAACUCUAUAACUUUCCUAUAAAACUUC
This is a messenger RNA of Drosophila ficusphila, 460 nucleotides long. RefSeq lists its product as uncharacterized. NCBI's taxonomy places the organism in Eukaryota, Metazoa, Arthropoda, Insecta, Diptera, Drosophilidae. The record is from RefSeq and is a predicted model, not a curated record.